Messenger RNA from Zonotrichia albicollis (white-throated sparrow), 349 nucleotides. Lineage: Eukaryota; Metazoa; Chordata; Aves; Passeriformes; Passerellidae. The record is from RefSeq and is a predicted model, not a curated record.
UGGUGGUGUCACGGGUGGCCCGGGUGUGCAAGAACGACAUGGGGGGCUCGCAGCGGGUGCUGGAGAAGCAGUGGACGUCCUUCCUCAAGGCCCGGCUCAACUGCUCCGUGCCGGGCGAUUCCCACUUCUACUUCAACGUCAUCCAAGCUGUGACGGACAUCCUGGAGCUGGACGGGCGCCCCGUGGUCCUGGCCGUGUUCUCCACGCCCACCAACAGCAUUCCCGGCUCCGCCGUCUGCGCCUUCGACAUGACCCAGGUGGCCGCAGUGUUCGAGGGACGCUUCCGGGAGCAGAAAUCGCCCGAGUCCAUCUGGACACCCGUGCCAGAGGACAUGGUGCCAAAGCCACG